AUGCGUGUAGCAAUAAUAGGUGCUGGUGCUGCGGGGUUAACGUCUGCAAGACAUGCUUUUUCCCGCGGCCAUGAUUGUACCGUUUUCGAAUUGGCGCCCCAACUUGGAGGAACAUGGGUUUACACGGACGAAGUUGGAUCUGAUCAAUAUGGAUUCCCUGUUUACUCUGCCAUGUACCAAGGACUUAGAACGAAUCUACCCAAAGAGGUUAUGGGAUUUCCCGAUUUUCCCAUACCGGAGCAACAAAAGUCGUACUUAUCGCAAGCCGAAAUUUUACACUUCCUAAACCUUUACGCCGAUCACUUCGACAUACGAAAACUGAUUAAGUUUAGCCAUCACGUGACCGAUAUAAGUCCUUUGGAUAAUGGAAAAUGGAAGAUAACCGCGAUAAAUAAACCGACCAAAGAAGAAGUUACGAGCAUUUUUGAUGCAGUUAUGAUAUGCAAUGGUCAUUAUAAUCAACCAAUCUAUCCGAAAUUACCGGGCCAGAACAAGUUUAAAGGAAGGCAACUUCACAGUCACCACUACCGUUCUCCGGAUCCUUUUAAGGGCAAUAAUGUCCUUGUAAUCGGAGCAGGACCUUCUGGGUUAGAACUCACGUUAAAAAUAUCGGAUGUGGCUGAAAAGGUGGUACUUAGUCAUCAUUCCAAAGAACCCAUUACCACCAAGUAUCCCUCAAAUGUGGAACUCAAACCUGAUGUUCGAUGUAUUCGUGAAAAGGAAGUAGAAUUUAUAGACGGGACUUGUUGUUGUUUCGACGCGAUAUUUUAUUGUACAGGGUAUGAAUACAGUUUUCCCUUUCUUAACAAAUCCUGCGGGAUAACUGUAGAUGACAACCACAUUCAACCACUUUACAAACACAUGAUUCAUAUGAUGAAACCAACCAUGUGCUUUAUUGGAAUACCUUUUAAUGUGUGCGCUUUUCAAAUGUUCGAUUUACAGGCUCGUUUCUACGUUAAGUAUCUUGAUGGGGACCUAAAGUUACCAUCAGAAGAAGAAAUGCGUGAAGACACUGAAAAAGACAUGCAAUUAAGAUGGGAAAAGGGGUACAAUAAACGUCAGGCCCAUAUGAUGGGACCAGGACAACGUUCCUAUUACAAUGACCUAGCAACGAUGGCAAAUCUUAUUCCUAUCGAUCCCGUAAUAGUUAAAUUAAGGGACGAAAGCGUUAAGAGAUUACAUACUGACCUUAUGACCUUCCGAGAAGACAGGUACAAAAUUGUCGAUAAAGAAACAUUCGUAAAAGUUUAUUAAUUAGAUUUUUUAUCUUACACUUUUCUUUAUUGUUAUUCGUUACCCUACUGUACUUAAUCAAUGUUCAUUUGUUAUAUAUGAAUCACUGUAUUUAUCUGCAAAUAUAAAUAUAUACCUACUUAUCUAUAAAAAUAAAGAAAGAAAAAUAACAUUA
Molecule: messenger RNA, 1408 nt
Organism: Agrilus planipennis (emerald ash borer)
Lineage: Eukaryota; Metazoa; Arthropoda; Insecta; Coleoptera; Buprestidae
Product: flavin-containing monooxygenase FMO GS-OX-like 2
Exons: 6
Coding region: 1-1254 (417 amino acids)
Molecular function (GO): N,N-dimethylaniline monooxygenase activity; flavin adenine dinucleotide binding; NADP binding
Source: RefSeq, a predicted model, not a curated record